CUUCCCAAAAAUUCCCAAAUUUUCCCAAUUCUGCAUCAGAACCCUUCCAGACCCCCAGAUCCCACCCCAGCUGAGUUUUCCCUGGAUUGUCCCAGAGCCUCUCCCACCACGGCUCUUCCCGGGAAUUCCAGCUCCCCCUCAUCGAUCCGGGGGGAUUUUCCCGGCGUAUCCCGAGUUUUUUUCCCUUCUCCAGCUCCUCAACCACAACGUGGUGAACGACCUGGUGCUGCUGGAGCCCAUCCUGGACGCGCUGACGGCUCUGGAGAAGGAUUCCUGCCUCCUGGUGCGGGUCCUGGCGCUCCGGGGGCUCGGGAACGUGGCCUCGGGAUCCCCGGAAAAGAUCCGGAGGCACGGCUCGCAGCUGCUGGCUUCCAUGGUCAACGGCAUGGACGACAAGGACGAUCCCAACAAUCUGCUGGCGCUGGAGGCCAUGUCCAGCCUCUCCAAAAUCCUGGAUCACCUGGAGGAGCGGGACGUGCAAUCCAUGCUGCUCCACGUCGCCAUCCGCAUCCGGCCCUUCUUCGACAGCGAGCACGCGGAGCUCCGUCACUCCUCCAUCCUCCUCUUCGGGAACCUGUCGCGCUUCGGCCGCUCCGACUCCGAGGGGCUCUCGGAGCAGAUCCUCAACGGGCUGGUGACGCUGCUGCUGCACCUGCAGGACCCGCAGCCCCGCGUGGUCAAGGCCUGCAAGUUCGCCCUGAGGAUGUGCGGGCCCAGCCUGGGCUGCGAGGGGCUGCGGGAAAUGUUCGGGAAUCACCUGCGGGAAGAGAGGGGGCUGCACUACGGGGAGUUCAUCAACGACGCCUCCAAGUUCCUGAUGCGCAGCCACCCCUCCCUGCUGGGCCGCCUCAUCUCCACCAACCUCUUCUACUUCAAGAGCCCCUGGCGGGAGCUGCGGGCGGCGGCGGCCAUGUUCAUCGGGUUCCUGGUGCUGCACAUGGACGAGGAGCAGAGCCAGCAGGUGGACCUGGACCAGCUCAUCUCCGCGCUGCAGCCGCUGCUGAAGGAUCCGGUUCCCGCCGUGCGCAGCAAAGUGGCCGAGACCCUGGGACGCCUCGUCCGCCUCCUCUGAAUCCCGGAAUUCCCAAAAUCCUCGGGAAUUCCCGGCUCCGAGACCCUGGGACGCCUCGUCCGCCUCCUCUGAAUCCCGGAAUUCCCAGAAUUCCCGGGAAUUCCCGGCUCCGAGACCCUGGGACACCUCAUCCGCCUCCUCUGAAUCCUGGAAUUCCCAACAUCCCCGGGAAUUCCCGGCUCCGAGACCCUGGGACGCCUCGUCCGCCUCCUCUGAAUCCCGGAAUUCCCAAAAUCCUCGGGAAUUCCCGGCUCCGAGACCC
Molecule: messenger RNA, 1334 nt
Organism: Serinus canaria (Common canary)
Lineage: Eukaryota; Metazoa; Chordata; Aves; Passeriformes; Fringillidae
Product: maestro heat-like repeat-containing protein family member 1
Exons: 7
Coding region: 374-1072 (232 amino acids)
Cellular component (GO): cytoplasm
Source: RefSeq, a predicted model, not a curated record